UUGCUUAAAUUCAACUGCAGCCACACUCCUCUACCUUUUUCUCUCUCUCUCUCAGAGCAAAGUCUCCAAUGGCGUCUCUGGCCUGCUCGGCUCCCGACCUGGCCCAACUGCUGGGCCCAAACAGCACCGCCGCCGCCACCUUCAUCUGCGAGCAAUUCUCCGCCGUCGACUCCAAGUUCAACGACACCUCCUACGCCAUCGACACCACCUACCUCCUCUUCUCGGCCUACCUCGUCUUCUCCAUGCAGCUCGGCUUCGCCAUGCUCUGCGCCGGCUCCGUCCGCGCCAAGAACACCAUGAACAUCAUGCUCACCAACGUCCUCGACGCCGCAGCGGGCGGCCUCUUCUACUACCUCUUCGGCUUCGCCUUCGCCUUCGGCGGCCCCUCUAACGGCUUCAUCGGCCGCCACUUCUUCGGCCUCAAGGAAGUCCCCAACUCCAGCUUCGACUACAGUCACUUCCUCUACCAAUGGGCCUUCGCCAUCGCCGCCGCCGGCAUCACCUCCGGCUCCAUCGCCGAGCGGACUCAGUUCGUCGCCUACUUAAUCUACUCCUCCUUCCUCACCGGCUUCGUCUACCCCAUCGUCUCCCACUGGAUCUGGUCCGCCGACGGCUGGGCCAGCGCCUUCAACACCGAGAACCUCCUGUUCGACUCCGGCGUCAUCGACUUCGCCGGCUCCGGCGUCGUCCACUUGGUCGGAGGCAUCGCCGGCUUCUGGGGAGCUUUUAUCGAAGGUCCGAGAAUCGGCCGGUUUGACCAUUCCGGUCGCUCCGUUGCUCUUCGGGGCCACAGCGCCACCCUCGUCGUUCUCGGCACCUUUCUUCUCUGGUUCGGGUGGUACGGGUUCAACCCGGGUUCGUUUAACAAGAUCCUAGUCUCCUACGGCGCUACCUACUACGGCCAGUGGUCCGCCGUCGGAAGAACCGCGGUCACCACCACUCUCGCCGGCUGCACCGCCGCGCUCACAACUCUCUUCGGGAAGAGAAUCGUCUCCGGCCACUGGAACGUCACCGACGUCUGCAACGGCCUCCUCGGAGGCUUCGCUGCCAUCACCUCCGGCUGCUCCGUCGUCGAGCCCUGGGCCGCGAUCAUCUGCGGGUUCGUCGCCGCCGCCGUCUUAUGCGCCUGCAACAAACUCGCUGAGAAGGUCAAGUACGACGACCCCUUGGAGGCGGCUCAGCUCCACGGCGGGUGCGGCGCGUGGGGGAUCAUCUUUACCGCGCUUUUCGCGAGCAAGAAGUACGUGAACGAAGUGUACCCGGGUGUACCGGGUCGACCCUAUGGGCUGUUCAUGGGCGGCGGAGGCAAGCUGUUGGCGGCCCAUGCGAUCCAGAUUCUGGUGAUAACCGGGUGGGUCAGCGCCACCAUGGGCCCUCUCUUCUUCAUUCUUCACAAGCUUAAGCUGCUGAGGAUUUCGGCCGAGGAUGAAAUGGCGGGUAUGGACAUGACCCGGCACGGUGGGUUUGCUUACGUCUACCAUGACGAAGACGACGCGGGUAAACCGGCCGGGAUUCAACUUAGAAAAGUAGAGCCCAACUCUUCCACACCCAAUUCCGUUUAAAUUUUCUUUUAUUUUUAUGGGGUUUUGAAUAGUAAUAGUUGACUCUAGAUGUCAUCUAUACGAUUAAGAGUCUGUGUAAGAUAAUGGAGCUGUAAUUUGUUGUUGGUUGUUGGUGUUGAAGAUAAGGAACUGUCCUAAUGGUUUGCCACUUUGGUUUCUUUCA
Rosa chinensis is the source of this 1725-nucleotide messenger RNA. RefSeq names its product ammonium transporter 1 member 1. Gene Ontology annotation, cellular component: membrane. The record is from RefSeq and is a predicted model, not a curated record. Gene Ontology annotation, molecular function: ammonium channel activity. Bases 69 to 1562 code for a protein of 497 amino acids. Lineage: Eukaryota; Viridiplantae; Streptophyta; Magnoliopsida; Rosales; Rosaceae. The transcript has a single exon. Gene Ontology annotation, biological process: ammonium homeostasis; ammonium transmembrane transport.